This is a messenger RNA of Funneliformis mosseae, 216 nucleotides long. The record is from the annotation of a GenBank genome assembly. NCBI's taxonomy places the organism in Eukaryota, Fungi, Glomeromycota, Glomeromycetes, Glomerales, Glomeraceae.
AUGACUUUGAAGUAUGGCUCUACGGAUGUUAGAUUCCUUGUUGCAAUAGACUUUGGAACUACUUUUUCUGGGAUAUUCUGCAUUGGAAAAAAACCUGACGAAGAAUUGGAUGAUUUGGAAGAACAAUGUAGAAUAUUUAAGUUACAUUUAUCGGAUUACAAAGGAAUAAUAACCUUGGUUACUCGUCCCAAUAAAGUUACAAACAAGCCAUUGUAG